Messenger RNA from Apiotrichum porosum, 1275 nucleotides. RefSeq lists its product as uncharacterized. The transcript is spliced from 5 exons. Lineage: Eukaryota; Fungi; Basidiomycota; Tremellomycetes; Trichosporonales; Trichosporonaceae. Bases 1 to 1275 code for a protein of 424 amino acids. Gene Ontology annotation, molecular function: pyridoxal phosphate binding; transaminase activity. The record is from RefSeq and is a predicted model, not a curated record.
AUGACUCUGGAAAGUGCAUUGAAGGCGGCUCGCGAAGCCUAUGCCGAGAGGAACCCCAAUUCCAAGGCAGCGUACGACACCGCCGUUCAAGUGUUGCCCGGUGGAGGUACGAGAACCACCCUCGCAUGUGAACCAUUCCCCAUCUACAUCGCCAGUGGCAAGGGUGGUGAAAUGACUGAUGUGGACGGGCACGUGUAUAAAGACUUCCUGUCCGACUUCACCAGCGGCAUCUAUGGCAAAAGCCACCCAGCCCUGCAAGCAGCCAUCAGCAAAGCGCUCACCACGGGUGUCCAGUUUGGUGGCCAUACCACUUCCGAGGCCCGCUUUGCAGCUGGUCUUGUGGCCCGGUUCCCGUCCAUGGAGCUGGUGCGAUUCUGUAACUCUGGAACCGAGGCCAACCUCAAUGCCAUCGGCGCGGCACUCAAGCACACCAAGCGUAAAAAGGUCGUAGUUUUUGAAGGAGCCUACCAUGGCUCGUUGUUGUGUCGCUUCAGCCAAAAUGAACCAGAGGACGUGCCCGGUGUCCUCCGUGCUCCUUAUGUGAGCGAGGUUAGCCUGAGCGUCAAAGCCCUUCUUGACCCCAUCACAACUGAGAUCGGAGCCAUCCUUGUUGAACCAAUGCUGGGUGCUGGCGGAGCUGUCCCUGGAGACCCAGUGUUCCUGGAAGGAUUGCGCGAGCUGGCCACUCGAAUUGGAGCUGUCUUGAUCUUCGACGAGGUUCAGACCUCGCGACUAUCACCAGGUGGUCGCCAAGCCCUCCUGGGGAUCACACCGGACAUGACCACGGUGGGCAAGUACUUUGGUGGUGGGUUUGCGUUCGGCGCGUUUGGUGGUAAGAGGGAGAUCAUGGACAUGUUCGAUGUCCGCCGCCCAAACCCUGUCAGCCAUGGUGGCACGUUCAACAACAGCGCUCUGACGAUGGUGGCUGGCGCAACUGCACUGGAGCAGAUCCUCACUCCGGAAGCUCUCUCCAACCUGAAUGCCCUUGGUGACACCAUGCGCGACAUGCUCAACUCUGGGUUCCAGACGUCCGGCGCUCCAUUCAAGGUGACUGGCCUGGGAUCAGUCAACCAAAUCCACUGCACCCUCGCCAACGAGCUUCGUAACUCGGCUCACGACCUCCUCUUCUUCGGCCUCUUGGAGCGGGGAUAUUGGACUGCACAGCGCGGGACCCUUGCUCUCAACUUCCAGAACACCAGCGAGGAUGUGGAAGAGUUUGUCGCCGCUGUCGUCGACGCCGCGCAGGCCGUCACCGUGGCUGCCAAUGGAAAUUGA